Messenger RNA from Geodia barretti, 336 nucleotides. The record is from the annotation of a GenBank genome assembly. NCBI's taxonomy places the organism in Eukaryota, Metazoa, Porifera, Demospongiae, Tetractinellida, Geodiidae.
UUUUUUUUUUUUUCUUUAAGUUCUUUUUUUUUUUUUUUUUUUUUUUUUAUUUUUUUUUUUUUUUUUUUUUUUUUUUUUUUUUUUUUUUUUUUUUUUUUUUUUUUUUUUUUUUUUUUUUUUUUUUUUUUUUUUUUUUUUUUUUUUUUUUUUUUUUUUUUUUUUUAUCUUUUUUUUUUUUUAUUUUUUUUUUUUUUCUUUUUACUUAGUAGUUUUAUUUUUAUAGUAGAUUUUUUUUUUUUUUUUAGUUUUUUUUUUUUUUUUUUUUAUUUUUUUUUUUUUUUUUAUUUUUUUUUUUUUUUUUUUUUUUUUUUUUUUUUUUUUUUUUUUUUUUUUUUU